Molecule: messenger RNA, 1448 nt
Organism: Magallana angulata
Lineage: Eukaryota; Metazoa; Mollusca; Bivalvia; Ostreida; Ostreidae
Product: protein lifeguard 4-like
Exons: 8
Coding region: 142-861 (239 amino acids)
Biological process (GO): negative regulation of apoptotic process
Cellular component (GO): membrane
Source: RefSeq, a predicted model, not a curated record
UGCAAAGAAAAUUAUGUGUUUGACGAAUGUUUUACGCACUAUAUUGGGUGUUUUAAUUUCCGCCUAUAGGAGUUGUUCGGCACUCCAGAAAUAGAAACCAAGUAAUUUCCACCGGAUUUUUUUCCUUCCAACAAACAAAAGAUGGCGACCAAGGCGACAAGUAAAGAUAGUUUUGGGAAGGAGUCCAUUGUUGAUGAUUUCAUGUAUGGAAGUAAUGUGGCCACAGCCCAUGUAUACAUCAGAUUGGGCUUCCUGAGGAAGGUGUACGGGAUCUUGUCUGUCCAGUUAUUGCUGACCACCAUCACUGGCUUCCUGUUCAUGUCCAGUGAGACAGUCACCAACUAUGUACAGCAAAAUCACUGGAUGCUGUUGGUUGCUAUGGUAGGAAGCAUUGGGUUGGUCAUCGCCCUGAUGAUCUACAAAAACCAGACCCCCACCAACUACAUCCUGCUCGGUCUCUUUACAAUGUUUGAGGCCUACUGUGUUGGAACUGUUGUGACCUUCUACAAGGUACACAGUGUGUUGGAGGCGUUCCUGAUGACCCUGGUGGUGGCUGUCAGUCUGACCAUGUACACUCUGCAGAGCAAGAAAGACUUCAGCUCCUGGGGGGCAGGACUGUUUGCCUGCCUGUGUGUGCUGUUGGUGGCUAGUUUUCUUCAGAUUUUCUUCCCCACUGUCCUGAUGGACAGAAUGAUUGCAGCUGGGGGUGCUCUCCUGUUCUCGCUCUUCAUCGUCUUUGAUACAAGCAUGAUGAUGCACAAACUGUCUCCCGAGGAAUACAUUGUGGCCUCUGUCAACCUCUAUCUGGAUAUCCUCAACCUGUUCCUCCAUCUUCUGAGACUUAUGGGAGAAAGAAAGUAAUGCAUCAUGGGUAAACAGGAAGUUGGUCAUUGAAAAAAAAAAGAAUGGUGUACAUUGAUGAUCAUGAGACUACAUACUCCAUAAAGUAACAUUCUACAGAGAAAAAUCAUUCAGCAGAUAAAUCAUGUGAUGUUUUGGGAGGUUUAUCUUUUGGUCUGUACUAUAUUUCAUAAAGACGUACAUUGCUAUAUGCACUGAACAUUCUCUCUAAUUUUUAAACAAAAUUUUAUCCAUGUGUAAAUACUGGUACAUGUACAGAUAAAACUAAUUUAAGAAGACUUUUUCAUGAUGAAAAAAAUGAUCAGUACCAUCUAAGUAUGAUUAUGAUAUGAUUUGCAAAAAUAAUAUGGAAUAAAUGCUUUAUUGUUCAGCUAUAGCUUUAUUUUGGAAUAUACCGGUACUUUGGAUUCAGCUUGUCAUUAAUUAAUACUGGGAAAGGAAUCAAAAACAUGAUUAAAUUUGGCUAUAAAAUAUGUGUAUACCUUACUGAGGUUUUUGAAACUUGUAUAAUUCCAUGCAAUAUGUUGAUGUUUGUAUUAUAAUAGUUUAUGAUACAUUAUUGUUUUAUUAAAGGGAACCAAAAAAUU